Messenger RNA from Endocarpon pusillum Z07020, 546 nucleotides. RefSeq lists its product as uncharacterized. The transcript has 2 exons. Lineage: Eukaryota; Fungi; Ascomycota; Eurotiomycetes; Verrucariales; Verrucariaceae. The record is from RefSeq and is a predicted model, not a curated record. The coding region runs from base 1 to 546 and encodes 181 amino acids.
AUGCACGAGACGGCACUUUCAAAAUCAAAGAGAGCUCAAAAGGCUUGGCAGAGGAAAAGCUCCCAGGUAUUUGAGCUAACCACUUUGGGAUUUAGCUUUGCGCGCAAAAGCUCCCAAGCUCUAAAUUUUGACGGAUAUUUUGUGGGUGCUGCACUUCAGCAACACGGCCAUGAUGACAACAACAACACAGCAGUAACUCUACAACGCAGCAUACCGUAUACACUUGAGAAUCUUCAGGAGAGAACAUAUACCUCGUAUGGCAUUCGCAGGAACUCCGCGGGGUCGUGGUGGUGGCGAUCGAGGCCGGGGUCGCGGAGGGUUUGGAGGAACACCUCGAGGAGGCAGAGGGGGGAGCAGAGGUUAGUUGCCAUCAAAAGAUACACUUCAGGAGCGAAUAGUCUGAAGGUGGCUUUGGUGGUGAUCGAGGCGGCUCUGGCGAUCGGGGUGGACGAGGGCGAGGACGAGGUGCACCCAGAGGUAGGGGCGCUCCAAGAGGCGGAAGGGGCGGCGCAAGACCUGGCAUCAAAGGAGGAGCCAAAGUUGUGA